Molecule: messenger RNA, 3214 nt
Organism: Thunnus maccoyii (southern bluefin tuna)
Lineage: Eukaryota; Metazoa; Chordata; Actinopteri; Scombriformes; Scombridae
Gene: ddx21
Product: DEAD (Asp-Glu-Ala-Asp) box helicase 21
Exons: 16
Coding region: 87-2360 (757 amino acids)
Molecular function (GO): RNA helicase activity; ATP binding; RNA binding
Source: RefSeq, a predicted model, not a curated record
GCGCACCCUGGCGCGCUCCUUUUUAUCCGCGUGCCCGUGGGGUUUGCCUGUGUGUCCACGCUGAGGGAUUCCAACAAGGGAGAGAAAUGCCGUCAAAAAUCAUCUUUGACACCGAGGAUCAAGACAUGGACGAAGUUGUGGACACGGUCGCGGAGGCUAAAGCCCUGAAGAACAAGACCAAGGAGGGCAAGAAACUGAAGAAGAAAAAGCAGCUGGAGGAUCAGGAAGAGACGGAGGAGCCAGACUGUGAACCUCCAGCACCAAAGAAGAAAAAGAAAAAAGACAAGCUGGUAGUGGACCAAGAGAAUGGCGACAUGGAUGAAACUACAGACAUGAACGGCAACAGUAAUGGUGUUGAAACACCAAAGAAGAAGAUUAAGAAGAACACUGAAGCAGACACAGAGAAAAAGAAGAAGAAGCAAAAGAAAGCAGUUGCUGAGGCGGAAACCAACGGACAUUCCAACCCAAACACCCCUGUUCAGACCCCCAUCCAGACACCGUCCCAGUCGAGUGACGACUCGGCCAGUGACGGUGAAAAAGAACCGGAGGAGACGCCUGAGCAGAGAGAAGGAGCCUUUUCCAACUUCAGAAUCUCCCAAGUCACUAUUGAGAAACUAAAAGCUCGGGGAGUCUCUUACCUGUUUGACAUUCAGGUGAAGACAUUUAAUCAUGUGUAUGAUGGAGAAGACGUUCUUGCCCAAGCCCGAACAGGAACAGGAAAGACUUUCUCCUUCGCCAUCCCGUUGGUGGAGAAGCUCCAGAAGGAGUCGGUGGAAAAUAAAAGAGGCCGGCCUCCUAAGGUCUUGGUUUUAGCUCCCACCAGAGAGUUGGCUAUUCAGGUCUCUAAGGAUUUCAAAGACAUCUCCAAGAGAGUCUCUAUCGCCUGUUUCUAUGGAGGCAGCUCAUACAACCCACAGAUCGACGCUAUCCGCAAUGGUAUCGAUGUUUUGGUUGGAACCCCCGGUCGCAUCAAAGACCACCUCCAGAACAAUAAACUGGACCUCUCUAAAGUGAAACACGUCGUUCUGGAUGAAGUCGACCAAAUGCUGGACAUGGGAUUUGCAGAACAGGUUGAAGAAAUUUUGGCUUCAUCGUAUAACAAAGACAGCGACUCCAACCCACAGACUCUGCUGUUUUCGGCCACCUGCCCCCCCUGGGUCUACGAGGUGGCCAAGAAAUACAUGAGACCAGAGUGUAAACAUGUUGACCUGAUUGGCAAGAAAACACAGAAAGCUGCGACAACUGUGGAACAUCUGGCCAUAGCUUGCCACUGGUCACAGCGUGCGGCGGUGAUAGGAGACGUGAUCCAGGUUUACAGCGGCAGCCACGGCAGAACCAUUGUCUUCUGUGAGACCAAGAAAGAGGCCAACGAACUCUCCAUGAAUGCAUCCAUUAAACAGAGUUGCCAGUCCCUCCAUGGUGAUAUCCCUCAGAAACAGAGAGAAAUGACACUGAAGGGAUUCAGGAAUGGUACAUUUGAGGUUCUGGUUGCCACCAACGUUGCAGCCCGUGGGUUAGAUAUCCCUGAAGUUGACCUGGUGGUCCAGUGUUCUCCACCCAAGGAUGUGGAGUCAUACAUCCAUCGUUCAGGUCGUACGGGCCGUGCAGGCAGGACUGGAGUCUGCAUCUGUUUCUACCAGAGGAAAGAAGAGGAGCAGCUGCGCUACGUAGAAAACAAAGCUGGCAUCACAUUCAGACGAGUCGGCGUUCCCACCGCCAAUGAUAUCAUCAAGUCAUCAAGCAAGGACGCUGUCAGGUUCCUGGACUCUGUUCCAGUCACAGCUAUCGGAUACUUCAGACAGUCUGCAGAGAAGCUGAUUGAAGAGAGAGGAGCAGUUGAUGCACUAGCUGCUGCUCUUGCACAUAUUUCUGGAGCCACAAGUCUAGAGCAGAGGUCACUGCUCAACUCUGAUGCUGGUUACACGACUCUGCAGCUGGUGUGUUCUCAAGAAAUGCAUAAUCUUGGUUACGCCUGGAGAACCCUCAAAGAACAGCUGGGAGAAGAGAUUGAGAGCCACAUUCAUAGAAUGACCUUCCUCAAAGGCAAAACAGGAGUUUGCUUUGAUGUCCCAGUUGACAAAAUCAAGGAGAUUCAGGAGAGUUGGACAGACGGUCGCCGUUGGCAACUGACCGUAGCCACAGAGCUCCCAGAGCUGGAGGAGAAGCAGAUGAGUAAUCGUGGCGACAGAGGCUUCGGUGGCGGUUACCGCGGUGACAGAGGAGGAGGGUUCAGAGGUGGAAGAGGCCGGAAUUUCGGGGGAAACGGUGGCCGUGGUAACGGGUUCCGGAGCGGUGGUGGUGGCUAUGGCAACAACAGAGGGGGACACAAACGCAGCUUCAGUCAAGCUUUUGAUUACUGAAGUGCCAACCUGUGGACUGAUAAGACUGGCUGUCACUCCUCUGGGCUGACAGGGGUUUUUAUUGGCUGUCAGUGAGAGGGAUAUCGAUGUAUGGCUGGUGGAAAUCUCCAUGAAUUGUAAGCUGUCUUGUAUACGGUGCAUUAAAUUACCAUUGUUGGCUUUCCAAAUAUAACAUAAACAAAACAUUAUUUCUGAGGAAUCAAUUAUACUUCCAAGUAGCCAUUUCCUAAGAGUUUAAGAUCAGAUUCUCUGUGUACAAUACCACUGGCAGCCAUUUUGUAAUGCUUGAUAUGUGCUUCUUCUAGGCGAUGCAUUAACUGAAACUCAUGAAAUGACAUGUUCUUAACAGCUGAAUUUUCACUAUACAAAUUAUUACAUUAUUCAUUUUCCAUGUCUUAAAGGGCAUAGAAUCAAAAACAUGGGCUAAUUAACCUCUGGUAAAAGUGAAGCUGUAUGUAAUGGAAUACGUUAUCCACUGAGUUUUAGGUAAUGUGUUGCUCUUUUUUUUUAAUACUGGGUGUUUGGGGAACAGUGGCAGCAAGCAGACCAAAGCCUUUGUUCAAAAUACAACUGACAAAACAACAAGUGAACAUGCUGUUAGUUACGUGACUACACUAGACAGCCCAGUCAGUGUGUAGGUGUACUGCACACACUGUCAUGUGGGAGUGUGAUGGAAAUGGCAUCGACCUUUACACUUGUGCUUAGUGUCAGUUUGCUGCCUUACCUCAGCUAAAACCUUUGUCCCCAAAAAUAUAUUGGAUGAUUGCUUUGCAAUUGCCUCUAUUUAAUUACUGUGUCUAUUGCUCUCAUUCAUUUGAAUGAAUUGACUUGUCCAUUAAAAAAAGGUCAACUCA